Messenger RNA from Yamadazyma tenuis ATCC 10573, 1691 nucleotides. It is a transcript of the gene GIT2, whose product is annotated as glycerophosphoinositol permease. The record is from RefSeq and is a predicted model, not a curated record. Gene Ontology annotation, cellular component: membrane. Gene Ontology annotation, molecular function: transmembrane transporter activity. NCBI's taxonomy places the organism in Eukaryota, Fungi, Ascomycota, Pichiomycetes, Serinales, Debaryomycetaceae. Gene Ontology annotation, biological process: transmembrane transport.
AUUCUGACCAAAACUGUAACUGAAAUUUUCUCUUUAACAUGGCGACUAGAGAUCUUCCAAAAUCGUUUAAACAGUUAUCGACUGGCUGGAUCCAACACUUGGAUAACGAGAUUACCUUCAAUAGGAAGACACCAUCCCAAAUAAAAGAGGAAGAAGAUCCCAAUUAUGUGCGUAAGGUUAAGAUGAAAAAUUUAUGGCCAGCCUUUUGUGCUGGUGCCGGUUUAUUCUCUGAAGGUUAUGUGAAUAAUUCCAUUUCCACCGUGUCUACCAUUUUGUCCAGAAUUUAUGGAACAGCCUAUUCUGAGUCCAAUGCUAUUUCUAACGUCUCGUCCAUUGCCUUUGUGGGUAUCGUUCUCGGACAAUUAGGUUUUGGGUAUGUUUCUGAUCAUAUCCACAGAAAAGGAGGUAUGUUAGUUGCCAACGUCAUGUUGAUUUUCUUCACCUUGUUGACAGCCGUUGGUACUUGGGGAGCUCAUGGGUCUCCUGGUGGUCUUUUUGCCGCAUUGACCACUUUCAGAUUUUUCUUAGGUAUUGCUAUUGGUGCUGAAUACCCCACGUCUUCUGUGAUCGCUUCUGAGUUUGCCAACCAAUUGCCUUCUGGUCAUAGAAACAGAUACUUUGUGUGGUUCACCGAUUUCAUGAUUGAUUUUGGAUUUGUGGUUUCUGCUUUUGUACCUUUGGUGUUGUUAUGGAUCUUUUCAACUCGUCACUUGACAGCAGUCUGGAGAUUGACCUUGGGUUUGGGGGUCUUCCCUCCUCUUGCUUUGUUUUUUAUGAGAUUGAAAGUAGCAGACUCCGAUGCGUUCAAGAAAAUGAACAUUAAACGGGUCAAGAAAGUUCCAUUCCUCUUGAUUGCCAAAUUCUACUGGUUCAGAUUGUUCAUUGUUUCCUUUAUCUGGUUCUUGUACAACUUCUCUGUCUACUCAUUUGGUACCUAUUCCAGUUAUAUUUUUGCUCAAAUCAUCCCUACUGACGCUGAUGGGAAUGCUGACUUGUACAAGACGUUUGGUUGGAACGUUGUAUUUAACUUAUUCUACAUCCCAGGUUCAUUUUUGGGUGGUUUGAUGGCUGAUUACUUUGGUCCCAGGUUGACAUUGGCUAUCGGAGUGGGAUUACAAGCUGUUGUCGGGUUCAUCAUGGCUGGUUGUUAUGAUUCUUUAGCCAAGCAUAUUGCUGCCUUUAUUGUGGUUUUCGGAAUUUUCUCUGCUUUGGGAGAAGUUGGUCCUGGUGAUAACAUUGGUUUAUUGGCAUCCAAAACUUCAGCCACUGCCAUUAGAGGAGAGUAUUAUGGGAUUGCUGCUGCUUGGGGUAAAAUCGGUGCUUUCGUUGGUACCUGGGUGUUCCCUGUUAUCAUUUCCCACACUGACGGUGUUAAGACCCCAAUUUUCAUUUCUUCUGGUUUCUGUGUCAUUUCUUGUAUUUUGGCGCUUUUCUUUGUCCCACCUGUUGGUCAGGAUGCCAUUAACAAGGAAGAUGAUGACUUCCUCAACUACUUGGUUGACAACGGUUUCGAUGUUUCUCAAUUGGGAGAAAGCGUUGAAAUCGAUGAGCAAGCUCAAAAAGAAUCCGAAGGCGACAGUGAUGUACAAACAGUCAACGAGAUUCUUGAUACCAAAAAGCAGUAACUGUUCAGCAAUCAUUUCUAAUAUUAUCAUAUGUACAGGUAUAAACUUAAUUCAAUUCAACUGUGU